UCCUCUCCGGCUUGGCGCAAUUUCCUCUCAUAGGCACCUCUGCCAUCGUCGUGUUUUCAGUGUGCGCGCUUACCCGCAACGCUCCCGAUUAUGCAGGGACUAGGAAAGACCGAGCGCGGAGACCAAGGCCGAGACAUGGACCUGACGUCGCAGAGAUCCACCAUGCCGGUCGGCGGUCCCCUGCAGGGUGGUUCAUCCUCUAACCUGAACAUGAACCUGUACGCCACCAAGAAGACUGCGGCCGAGGGGAUGCUGGACAUUGCUCUCUUCCUGGCGAACAUCACACACAUGAAGACCGUCAUCGAGCAGGGGGCGGGAUACAGGUACUACGCAGCUGUCCUGACUCUCAUCUCCUUCUCACUGGUUCUCCAGAUAGUCGCCGGGAUCCUGAUCGUUGUCAUAGCUCGCAGGGACCUGAACGUGGUGUCCAACCAGAGAUGGCUGGACUACCUGAAUAACGUAGCGACGGGUGUCAUCUUCGUCACCACGGUCAUCAACUUCUUCAUCAGCUUCUUUGGGUCCAAGAGGACGGGUUUCUUCCGCUGGCUGCUCGCCCGGCUGCACUUCUGAAGAACAAAACAUAACAUAUAUGAUGGAUAAAUUAGGAUAAAAAAUACACUACAUGAAUAUUUGAUGUGCUUGAGUGGAAUCAUUUUAACACGUUUUAACCCUUUCAUGCACCCUGUAAUGUGAUAAUGUGAUGAGCUGUCCACUGUAGUGACCGCUGUCCCUGAAAGGGUUAAUUUCUUUCACAAGAAACAUUCAUUUUCAACAUACUGAUUAAAUGUGAAGGUGUUCUACAAGGUGCAUUUUGGACUCUUUGCAAGUGUUUUUUCAGCACGAUUUAUCAGCAAAGGUGAUAAAUAAAUGUUUGGAUGAAACAAACGCAUCUUUGGUGUGCGUGUGUGUCACAGGGCGGCGGGAUGUAAAUAACUCCACUCUUCAAAAGCGCCUGGACUACUUGAACAAUGUAACCACCGUCAUAGUGUUCAUCACCACGGUGCUCAACUUAUUCAUCAGCACCUUUGGCAUGCAGCGCACAGGACACUUCCCAUGGCUGAUGAUGCGCAUUCACUGACACUCCCAUCGACCUACAAUCGAGAAAGGAAGACAUGGGAAGCCGUGUUAUCGUCACCUACAAGUUGGAUAUCCAGUUAAAACUAUUAAUCAGUAACCUUUUCAUGCACCAAUAAUGAUAACGUGUAACCUGUUAACAUGAGAAGCUGUCAACUGUCAUGACCGCUGUCCCUGAAAGGUUUGGAAGGAUUUUAAAUUGCAGUCGUCCUCUUUUAAAACUGCUUUACUCAUACUGUUAAAAUACCAUGACCUGAUUUGGCAGUUUCAAAAUAAAAUCAAAUUGCCAAACAUAAAAA
Molecule: messenger RNA, 1373 nt
Organism: Hippocampus zosterae (dwarf seahorse)
Lineage: Eukaryota; Metazoa; Chordata; Actinopteri; Syngnathiformes; Syngnathidae
Product: ninjurin-2-like
Exons: 4
Coding region: 91-570 (159 amino acids)
Biological process (GO): cell adhesion; tissue regeneration
Cellular component (GO): membrane
Source: RefSeq, a predicted model, not a curated record